Molecule: messenger RNA, 1646 nt
Organism: Eupeodes corollae
Lineage: Eukaryota; Metazoa; Arthropoda; Insecta; Diptera; Syrphidae
Gene: CLS
Product: probable cardiolipin synthase (CMP-forming)
Exons: 5
Coding region: 339-1307 (322 amino acids)
Biological process (GO): cardiolipin biosynthetic process
Cellular component (GO): membrane; mitochondrion
Molecular function (GO): cardiolipin synthase activity
Source: RefSeq, a predicted model, not a curated record
CAUGAAAAAAAAUACAAGAAAAACAUGAAAAUAAAGACCGAAUCCAUAUGAUUCCGAUUUAAUUUCCAAUUGAAUUUCUUGCUAAUAAAAGUUCUAACUAACUAAAAAACAAUAACAAGUUGCAAUUCCUCGAAUUGCGCUAACUAUUUAGCACUAUCAUCGGAGAAUUUCAAAAUCGAUUGAUUCGAUGGCUAUGUUACCUCAAGCGGCGUGCUAUUUUUAGAACUUAUUUUUGUCUUUCUUUUGAACAUAAAUGCACUGCAAUCUAAUUAAAUUACAUCUAUCAAUAGAUAAAUCACCAUAAAACACAACUGGAUUGCUAAAUCAAAUUAGUUACAAUGCUUCCGACCACAAUAUUCCGGCAAAUGCAUCGACCUGGCAUGUGGAAGCAUUUGCCUGACCUUUUGCGAACUUCACGCGAAGGAACAACAUGCCUUAAUCGUUAUGCUGCUGCCACAGGAUUCAUAAAGACCUCAUUUCUCGACCAUCAGCGUUGGGAUGUUGUCUCGCUGAGAUUGUAUGCGGAUUCAAAGAAACAUUCGUUCCAUCUGAAAACAAUCAAAAGUCGAGAUCUCAUCCAAAAUGCCAUCGAAAAGAAACGUGAUAUCUUUAUCGAGAGGAAGAAUGUCCUUGUCAAGGAUAUCCGCGAAACCAAAUCAAAGGUGCAAGAAAGGGUGCGUGAGAAAAUGGAAGAAGUCAUCGAACGCGAAAACAUCAUGACCAUUCCGAAUUUCCUGACCGUGGGACGAGCAUUUCUCGCCCCUUACAUUGGAUAUGUAAUUAUCGAUGGGGAUUUUAAUUUAGCCAUUGGUUUAUUGGUUGUGGCUGGGAUAACUGAUUUGUUAGAUGGACAAAUAGCUCGAUAUUGGCCGAAUCAAGCGAGCAAAGCUGGCUCGUUCCUCGAUCCCAUGGCAGAUAAAUUGCUCAUCGGGUCGCUGGUCAUUUCGAUGGGCUACUGUGAUCUGCUGCCUCUGUGGCUGGCCGGAACCAUACUCUUUCGUGAUGUAUUCCUAUUGGGUGCUGGCUUUGUUAUUCGUUAUGUCAGUCUUCCACCUCCAAAAACCUUAUCGCGAUACUUCGAUGCCACUCAUGUAACUGCCCAACUAGAGCCUACAUUUAUCAGCAAAGUCAACACAUUUGUUCAGCUUACUGCAAUCGGGUUGAGCUUGGGAGCACCCGUAUGGAACUACCUCGAUCAUUCAAUGCUUCAUGGGUUAUGGUAUUUAACUGGUGCGACAACUGUAGCCGCAGCCCUCAGUUACGUCCUCAAUAAGAACACUUACAAAAUUUUAAGAAAAAAUACGUAAAACAAAAAGGUGCUUUAAAAAACUUGACUAGUCCAAUGGAAGGAGAACCCACAAAAGGUGCAACAAAGAACACGAAGACAACUUUAAGUCCUAUUUUAAAUUAAAAUAUGAGAUCAUCUUUAUGAGCUUUGUGCUCCUUCCAUUGGACCAGACAUUGUUUUAAAGAAAAGACCUGCAAGGGCAAUAAUUCUGUAGACGACUUAGAUAUAAGUUUCAACGAAUCAAAAAUGACAACAACUGAAAAUAUCGUUUCCAUUGGUUAUCUAUUUUUUCCCUCACACUUUCUGUGAAUUUAUUUUUUGUUGAAAAUUUAAAUAAAAACCUUUCAUAAUAGACUGA